This is a messenger RNA of Lodderomyces pseudojiufengensis, 4662 nucleotides long. Its product is annotated as DEAD/DEAH box helicase family protein. The transcript has a single exon. Bases 1 to 4662 code for a protein of 1553 amino acids. Gene Ontology annotation, molecular function: four-way junction helicase activity; nucleic acid binding; ATP binding. NCBI's taxonomy places the organism in Eukaryota, Fungi, Ascomycota, Pichiomycetes, Serinales, Debaryomycetaceae. The record is from RefSeq and is a predicted model, not a curated record. Gene Ontology annotation, biological process: double-strand break repair via homologous recombination. Gene Ontology annotation, cellular component: chromosome; cytoplasm.
AUGUUUUCAGAUUCAGAUAUUAACAGUGAUGAAGAUUUUCAGUCAGACAUUGAUUCAGAUUUUGACAGUGAUAAUGAAUCAGCAGUCCCAGCAGCAUCAAAUACACCUCAUCAACGAAGAGCUCCACCAUUAUCAACUUUAAUUUCGAAUUUUAGAAACAGAAAUCAAUCACCAACUAAUAAUCCAACCACAAGUGAUGAAACAAUAGUCGAUCAAGUCAAUCAAUCAAACAAUUCAACAGUCAUUAUCAGAAACCCCCAGCAACUACAAACAGGCUAUGAAUCCGAUGAUGAUGUAUUUGGCAGUGAUUCAGAUCUCCCAGAUUUUUCCAGAGUUCUGACUUCUCGUGAAGAAAUUAUUUUAAGUACACCAGAUGAACAAGAUGAAGAUGAUCAAGAAGUAUAUGAACAAGAAGAAGAUGAAGACGUGUCUCCAGUUGUGUCUUUACCAGGUGAUAUGAUCUAUGUUGAUGGGUUUAUUGUGCACAAUAAUAGGGUCAAAAAUCCAUAUCUGGCUUCUUUUCAGAAAAAUUGUCAACCAACAUGUCGUGAAAUUGCAAAUAGAAAUCUAAGAUUGGUCAAGGUUAGUGAUUACAUAGAGUCAAGGAUAAUCAGAGUGGAACAUGAAACACUUUUCCACUAUGCUGAGUCACAAACCAUAUAUGCAAAGUAUAAAAAUGAUAGAUUUAGUUUCCUGGAAUAUAAGUCACCGAAUUCUGUGAAGAUGACUGGUGUAAAGGUUUUUAUCACAACUAGGAUUUGUGCUUUGAUUGUUUUAGGUACCCCAGAGUGGCAACAGGUUAGAAUUGCAGAGGAGGAGGAAGAAAGUGCUAGAGUGAUAAAUGACAAUAGUACAUUAAAUGAUUAUUAUGGUGGUUUGAACAUAUCUGAUAAUGACAAGAAACUUGUCGAAAUACCAUAUAAUGAAGAUAUUGUUGGAGUUGGAAAAUUUGUAUACAGAACUUUAUAUGAAAAAGCAAUUGGUUCUGCAGAGUUUAGUGCAAUCACUUCAAGAAGAUGGAUGAAAGAUCAUGAAGGAUUUGUAAAUUUCAUUAGAGAGCACAAGCCUGCAACCGUGGAUAGUUUUUGUCGUGUUUUUGGGAGAAUGUUGGACAGAAUUUGCCUUGGGAAAGAAUUUGAUAUGAUCAAUAAUGAUAUACAUGGAGAGGAGUUGAGUUUAAUUGAAAACAUUGAGGAAAAGUCUAGCACAGAUCAAGUUUCAAUAGUCAAAAAAUUAAUUGAGAAUUUCAUUCAUAAUAGGGAGUCAUUAAUUGCAGUUGUGUUUCCCUUUUUUCUUAAAAAAGACAAGACAAAUUUUUUUCUGGAGUCAGAGUGUUUAAGGAGGAUUAAUUGCUUGAAGAACAUCAGUAAAUAUGUCAAGGCAACCACAAGAGCAAAUCUUAUGGAAUAUGAACAACAAAUUCAAACCAAGUCAAUUGAAAUUCCGGGUUCCAUUCUAGCAAAUAAUCUUUUUACACGUUUAUUAGAUAACAAAUCAACUUAUGCUAGCAUCAAUGUCAUUGCUAUAGAUAAAGAUACUUGUCUGGUUGGUAAUACAAAAAUUGCUAAAAGUCAUCUCAAAGAUUUAUAUAAAGAAGCUAAGAAUAUUUUUGAAGAUGCUUGGACUAAUAUCUGUUUAUUAUGUAAAAGGAAAAUAACUCAAUCGGAUGUGUAUGGAAAGUUUAUGUUGAACCAAGAUUUUCAAUCCCAAAAAUUGUUACCUGACAUGAUAGAUUUGAUUUUUGAUGCUACACUUGUUGAAGAAAAAGACUUGGCCUUGAAGUGGAUUGAAAAAGCUACAUUGGCUCUCAUGGUGGUCAUUUAUGUUAGUUCCAUGAAUUCUUUCAGAUUGCCAGAGUUGUGUACAUUAAACUAUAAAGCUGAUAAUUUUGCCAAAAGGAAUGUGGUUUUCAUAUCAUCACAAUUAAUUAUUCAAACAUUAUACAACAAGAAUAAAAAAGAAGAUCAUCGAUUUAGGGCCUAUUCAAAAGAAGUUGGUACAAUGAUAAUUGCUUUUUUAUAUGCAAUUAGGACUUUACAUCUUUCAUUAGUGGAGCUGGAGUUAAAUACUUUUACAUCAAGGGACUUUCGUGAUGAGGUAAGUGGACGGGCAUGUUUUAAUACCUACUGUUUUGUUAGCAAUAGUGGUAGAUUAAUAAAACCAACAAAGUUCAGUUCAUUUUUGCAGUCAUUGAUUACCAGUAAGAAAAUUGGUGUUAGAAUUCUAAGACAAGCCACUUCAUAUUAUAUAAAGAAUAAUUUUUCAAGUUUGUUAAAUCAGGAUGCAGCAGAUAUUUUAGAAGGUAUACAAGGUCAUUCGACAGAAACUGGUUUAAUGCAAUAUAGUGUUGAUAAAAGGAGUAUUAUGACAUAUUUUUCAACUUAUAAAUUAACUGCCACAACUGAGCUUUUUGAGAAAUGGUGUCAAUACCUUCAACUUUCUGGUAAACCAAACUCAACUAUUUAUUCAAAGAAAACAGCAUCAAAGGAACCAGAGGAUCAAGGAGAUUUUGGAUCAUUCGACAUUAAUAGACUCGAUUCAGCAAUUUUAAGUCAGUUUCCAGAUUUCAAUUUUUCAAGCUUUCAAUAUAAAACCAUUUUACAGAUUGCAUUAUGUAAGUCAAAAUCACUUUUUGUUAUUGCUGCUACUGGUGCUGGAAAAACAUAUUGUGUAUCAUUCCCCAUGCAAUUGUUUAAAAGGAUGACAUCCAAAAAGUGGCUUCAUGUAAUAGCCGUACCAUAUUUAAGAUUGAAAGAUGAGAUGAUAAAAAGGUUUCGUAAGGACAGGUUUAAUGUGCUUGAUGGUGUUGACUACCAGAAUGUUAUUGACAGUACUGAUGUUGUUGUAUGCAGCUUUGAUUUAUUGAAGAAACAGUAUUUUGAGGAUUUUUUAUCUAUACACAAGGAAAGACUUGGGUUUGUGGUGUUGGAUGAAGCUCACUUGAUUGAAUCUGAGGGUUACAGAAAAUUAGGCUUGAUGAAAGCAUCGGUUGUUGAUUUAUUUCGGAAACAGAUAUUUAUGACAGCUACUCCAUUACCAACAACAAUUGGAUGCUUGGAGGAUCAAUUUAAACUUAAGUUUCAAGUAAUUAACGGGAUAAGUGAUGUUUGCGAUAAAGGAGUAAUUCAUGAAUUUAUAGAGGUCAAUACAAAAGAUUUAGCUGCAAAAACUAUUCAAAGAAUAAAAUCAGUUUUGGAUCAUAAAGAGGAAUCAAUAUGUUUAGUUUACUUCAAUACUUUAAAUUCCCUUAAAUCAUUUUUGGACAUAUUAUUGCUCAAUUUCAAUGAAAAUUUGGUAGGUUUGAUUGUGGGAGAAGCUGCUUCAUGUGAAUUUAAUACUCAGUUUUUAAUGCUUGAUGGGAAGAGAAUUAUUUUGGGAACCAAGUGUUUAACUGUUGGAUUGAACAAUUCUAAUUACUACCAGGUUAUUUAUUAUAAUUCAUUGAUCCAUAUUGGUGACUAUAUUCAAUGCACAGGACGCUUAAGAAACAACGGGCUUUCAACUACCUACUUCACAAAAGAUCUGAAAGAUUAUUACAACAACAACAAGAAAAAUGAAAAUAAUAAAUUCAAUCCACAAGAAUCUGUGUUUAAACGGAUUGCUGAUUUUUAUCGAUUACUGGAUGAUUUUGCUAUUAGUCAUGAAGUCAACAAUGAAAAAUUAAUUGGAGAAAAUCAAAUAUACAAGAAAAUUGUUGAGGAUUUGUCUUAUCAGCCUAUUUUGAAAAUACCAGUCAGGGAAAUGAUACACAUUAGUGGUAAAAUUAGAGAAAAACAGCUGGGGAUAAAUCGUUUAUGGGAUAUUUGCAAACCUUCAAGUAAAUUUAAUAAAGAGUUUGACCAAAAUGAAGAGUUUUUGAAGGGAGUAAUUAAAAUUUUUAGAUCAUACAAGGAAUCUUUAGGUGGUGUUCAUAGUGAUGAAUCAGAUACUUGUGAGAAAUGCUAUUUAAAAACGGCAGCAUGUAAUGGGUGCAACUUUUCAACUACUUUUGAGAAAAUUUUGAGUAUAAAGCUAAUGCUAAAUGAAGUUAAUAUCAGAAAUGUGCAGGAGAUUCUAACUGAAAGGUCAUUUGAGAAAUAUUUAAAAACUGGUGACAUCACAUUUAAUAAGUUGAAAAGGUACAAGCAAAUGAUUAAAAAUGGUAGUGGUUAUAGGAUAUCUGAGAUAAAUCAAACACUGGAUGAAGGAUUUGAAACAUAUGUAAAAGUUUUGUCAUAUUUACUGGAGAUAAAACUUAUGCCUUUAUAUAUAUUAAAACAUUUGAAAAAUGAUAUAGCUCCACCUUCAAAAUUAAAUCCAAGAGAACAUAUUAUACAAUGUGGAACUAUGUAUGGUCUUCCUAAAUGGGCUUGUACUGUGAGUGCUGUUGGUAUGAUUCAUUUUCUGAAGUUUUCUUUUGGCUGUGAAAAUUGUGGUAUUAAACAUGAAGGAGAUUGUGCUUAUGAGUAUACUAGAGAGCUUUUUUAUGUUUUGUUUUUCUCAAAGGUGGCUAAAGAUUAUGAGGCUAAUGACGAUAACAUUAUUUUUUUCCAACAUUGGCUAGAAAUGAUUUCUACUUGUAGUCGUGAUGAUGGAUGGUAUGGUCAUAUUCACUUCAUUUCAAAAUUACAAUUUAGUUGCAAUAUACUUCCAAAUAGGUGUAAGAGAAGAUUAAGUUUUUAG